AUGGAGCUGGAGCAGUCCGAGUUCGAGUGGUGGCUGGGAGACUACCUGCGCGAGACCGAUGACGAGACGACGACGACGAGUCUACCGGCGCCCGCCGCCCCGCCUCUCAGUGCAGCAGCGCUAUUGCCGUCUUCGCAGCCACGUUGCCGCCAAGAGUCUGCCCCGCUUCGCAAGGCAGAGUGGCGCUCCUUCGAGGACCUGAUCAUCUUGGCGAGCUACCGCAAGUACGGCUCGCAGUGGUCUCGCAUCGCAGCGCAGCUGCCUGGCCGCACCCUUGACGGCGUGCGCAACCGCUGGCAUCGACUGCAGCGGCGGCACGGCCUGAGCGAUUCAGUGGGAGGCCGCCGAGCCCUGGACGAGCUGCUCCUCUCCUGUGGCGUCGAAAAGGACUGGGUGCCGCCGGCCGAGGCCCUCCAUUUCAUCGAAACAGAGGACGACGACGCCGACGAAGUUGAACUCGGCCGCACGAUGUGGACAGAGGAGGAGGACGCGCUCGUGCUCGAGGGGGUUCGGACGCACGGCUUCAAGCCACAUUGA
Molecule: messenger RNA, 537 nt
Organism: Emiliania huxleyi CCMP1516
Lineage: Eukaryota; Haptophyta; Isochrysidales; Noelaerhabdaceae
Exons: 2
Coding region: 1-537 (178 amino acids)
Source: RefSeq, a predicted model, not a curated record